GCUCGAAGAGCUUGGGGGAAUAGCAGGAGGGAUGAAGUUCGUGUGGCGAGGGAUUCUGUUCAAGCUCGCGGAUGGGUCGAAGGGGCCCUACCUCGGAAACGACGAAGCUGCCGCAAAAGGAGCCGGGCACGACUUGAGAGGCGCGACACAUUACCUGGCCACGCGCAUUCGCGGGCUGCGGUACGCGCUCCAGUGCCUCAUCGACUACAAGGGCUUCCGAAUGACGGCACAGGCCGUGCUUCCGGUGAACAAGGAAUCCCUUCGCUACGGGUCCGAUGACGGAGGCAAGACUGUCCACAACGACGAUGAAAGCCUGGCAAAGAAGCUCAAGGCCGCGGCAAAGAAGCUCAACCUGUGCACGCACAGGGUCAAUGAUAAGGAUAUGUACUCGGCGUGCGACAUCGAGGGACACGUCGGUGAAGACGGUAGCCACUACCUGCUCGACUUCGCCCGGACCUUCCCACCAGAGAGCCCGAAAAAGAAAGGAGACAAGACUGACGCAGGAAACUACAGGGGGAUCACACUGUUGAACACAGUAGGAAAAGUGUUGUGUAAGAUGCUGAACGAUAGGAUAGUGCGAGUGGACAUGAAAAGGGCAUACGAUACCGUAUGGAGAAAUGGGCUGUGGAAACAACUGUUCAACGCGGUGAUGCUAGACGGAGAACUGUCUCAAUUAUUCGACAUUGAGCAGGGGGUCCCACAAGGUUGCACGCUGUCCCCAACAUUGUUCCAGGUGUUCAUCAACGAUCUGUUGGAAGUCGUAGAGGCAGUCCGGAAGGGAGUAAAAGUAGGGGACACGGAAACGUCGGUUUCAGGAAUGCUGUUUGCGGAUGAUUUUGUCGGUAUGUCGGACACCCCUGAGGGACUGCAACUGCAAAUUGACGCGGCGAAGAAGUUUACUGAUAAGUGGAGAUUGUCUGCCAACGUUCAGCAGAUUGCCGUCAUGGUAUGCAUCGAGAACAAGGAGGAACCAGUAGAACAUAGAUGGAAGUGGGGGAUCGAGGAGAUUGCAGUAGUGGACCAGGAAUGGGUCAAGGUUGCAGAGGACGUAUGGAAGGGGCUCGACAUGGACGAAGAUGAAACGCUGGAAACGGAGGGUCUACAGGGGUUCAAGGAGAAGAUAUCUGUUGCUUGUGCCGAGAGAGAAGAACAGAAUCUGAGGAAAGAAUCCAAGGAUAAGGAGGGUCUAGAAGUGUACGGAAUGUUGAAGGAAGGAAUAGGGUUCAAGGACUACCUACAUGGACCAAUGGAUGCAGGAACAAAGCUUAAGAAUCUAAGGAAAGAAACCAAGGAUGAGGAGGGUCUAGAAGUAUACGGAAUGUUGAAGGAAGGAACAGGGUUCAAGGAUUACCUACAUGGACCAAUGGACGCAGGAACAAAGCUUAAGGGUGCGCGGGUGGAAGCGGCACCAGCACCGGCGGCCGCCGCAGCAGAAACAAAGCAAGAGCUGGACGCCGCUCCCAUUGCCGCGCCGACCCUGCCGAUCGGCGUCCCCUCCACGAUCUCCGAAGGGCUCGACGAAACCAGCGGGGCCUCAAGCGUGGAAAAAUGGGGCUCUCCGACGGGACCGGCGCUGCCGAUGAGGGCGGCCUUCAACCCGGUUGAACCCGGAGACCAGGCGCCGCCUCGGUUCAACCCUCAGCCCGGGCGCUAUGAGCAGGGGUUCUUGGACGAUUCUCAAAGGAGCGGGGACGUGCGCGGGGACGUCGACCAACACGCCGCCCCGACCGGCGGGGGCGCGGCCGCCGACAGCGCCGGCUCACCAAGUGGAAGCCCUGCCCGCACCGCUGCUGCCGCAGCGUCCCCAAGUGUCACAGUCCGCCCCACAGUACCGCAGACUCCUCCGGCCCGUGGGACCCCUGGCUUGACGACGCCAGGAGGAAACGGAAGGAGGAGGGGGAGGGGGGUUGCCGCCCAUCCCGCGAGGGGCAUACCCGGGAGAGAGGGAGACCGGGACCAGGGUACGGGCGGUUACGACGCCAACGUGGAAGCCUCAGAGUCCGGCGGGCAGUACGAAGCGUUCAUUGACUUCGACGAAAUCAGUCAGUGAGUGUGUGUGUACGGACAAGACCCGCCCGCACUUACAUAGAACUUGGCAGUCAAGUUAAGGACUUCAUGCUCGGCGUUGUCUGGAACGUUGAUAAAUAGCACCAUCUGCGAGCCCGGUUAAUAAUCCCUCGCACUAUAGGCCAUGUAGCGACCAUUCGUAGCCCACAAGAGGAUCUAAGAACCGCGGUCCCGGCUAGACCUAUUGUAGAGGUUGCAAGUGCGGGCGUUUUCGGGUGGGGGGGUCCACACCACGGCCUGCUGCGCGAUGAGAUCUCACUCUCGCGAACACCGUUUUUUUUUUUUUUUGUGACCGACAGGUCCGAGAGGGGGUUGCCCACUGGCUCGCUCCGUGCGGGCAGCUCGAACAACUGGUCCUUCAACAGCAGGCACAGCAGGCGAACCGGCUUGGUCGGUGUCCAGAGCUAUCACUUCUCGUCGUCGUAUAUUGGGAGGGCGAUAUCGGCUCCGGUAAGGGUUUAGCACGAGGAGCGAGAAGUUGCAAGCCCGGCUAGUAGAAAGUCUUGAAGGUGUGCCCAGGCAACCACGUGAGUCUUGCGUCCGUGACAAGUAGAGUUCCGAACGUUUUCGAUGAACUAUCUCGGGGGACGGCAUGUAGUCGUUCCUUGUGUGGGAUUUUCACAAACAGGGCGUGUAUCGUCCCCUGCUAGUUUUCUUGAAGUCGAUACAGCGCUUUUUGAAUAACAAAUGUCGUGUGGGUUGUUGUUGAAGUUGCAGAUGGUCGGGAUUAUGGUGCUCGUGGUUUGUAUGAUGGGUGUUGCUGACAAUGUUAACCUUGGUGUGUAUGUUCAUGGUCAAGGCCGUUCACACGACGCCAUUUUUUUUCUUCCCGCAGCCGUUCUUUUUUUUUCUUUGCUCCCGAUUUUUUUUGUGACAAUGAUUGCCCCAUCACGUAGUGAGAACGCCACCUUGGUCAGCGGAAGGAAAAGGACUAAGCUCCCGUAACGAACGCGUUGCCGAUGUGGCGUCGUUUUCCGCCUACAGGGGCAAGGGCAAACAGGUCC
Messenger RNA from Ectocarpus sp. CCAP 1310/34, 3071 nucleotides. The record is from the annotation of a GenBank genome assembly. Lineage: Eukaryota; Phaeophyceae; Ectocarpales; Ectocarpaceae.